This is a messenger RNA of Mya arenaria, 1011 nucleotides long. RefSeq names its product FMRFamide-related neuropeptides-like. The transcript has 3 exons. NCBI's taxonomy places the organism in Eukaryota, Metazoa, Mollusca, Bivalvia, Myida, Myidae. Bases 1 to 1011 code for a protein of 336 amino acids. The record is from RefSeq and is a predicted model, not a curated record.
AUGGAGGAAAUGCUGCAGCACCUAGGUCAGCCCAAGCUUACUGUAGACUCAGAUCCCCAGCUGACUAUAAACUCAGGUGAUGGAGGAAAUGCUAUACCUAUGUCAGAUCUCCAGCUGUCUAUAGACUCAGGUGAUGGAGGAAAUGCUAUACCUACGUCAGAUCCCAAGCUUACUAUAUACUCAGGCGUUAGAGGGAAUGCUGCACCUAGGUCAGACCCAAUGCUUACUAUAGGCUCAGUUGAUGGAGGGAAUGCUGUACCUAGGUCAUAUUUCAAGCUGACAGCAGGCUUAGCAGGCUUAGGUGAUCGAAGGAUUGCUGCACCUAGCUCAGAUCUCAAGUUGACAGAAAGCGUGGAUGAUGGAGGGAUUGUUGCACCAAGGUCAGAUCCCAAGCUGACAAAAGGCUUAGUCGAUCGAAGGAUUGCUGCACCUAGCUCAGAUCCCAAGUUGACAGAAAGCUUUGGUGAUGGAGGGAUUGUUGCACCAAGGUCAGAUCCCAAGCUGACAGAAGGCUUAGGUGAUCGAAGGAUUGCUGCACCUAGCUCAGAUCCCAAGUUGACAGAAAGCUUAGGUGAUGGAGGGAUUGUUGCACCAAGGUCAGAUCCCAAGCUGACAGAAGGCUUAGUCGAUCGAAGGAUUGCUGCACCUAGCUCAGAUCCCAAGUUGACAGAAAGCUUUGGUGAUGGAGGGAUUGUUGCACCAAGGUCAGAUCCCAAGCUGACAGAAGGCUUAGGUGAUCGAAGGAUUGCUGCACCUAGCUCAGAUCCCAAGUUGACAGAAAGCUUAGGUGAUGGAGGGAUUGUUGCACCAAGGUCAGAUCCCAAGCUGACAGAAGGCUUAUGUGAUGGAGGGAUUGUUGCACCGAGGUCCGAUCCUUAUAAGACAGAAGGUUCAUGUGAUAGAGGGAAUAUUUCACAAAGGUCAGAUUCCAAGAAGACAGAACGUUUAGCUGAUGGAGGGAAUGUUGCACAGAUGUCAGAUUCUAAGAAGAGAGAAGGUUCAGGUGAUUGA